AUGGCCGCUGCCUUUGCAGCUCUGGCUGUAGCCAACCCUCUCCCCCAGGAGAUUGACUGGGCUGCUGUUGAUGCCCUUACUCCCAUUCCUACUGUUACGGUGCCUGUUGUCGACGUUAGUGCUCAAGCCAGCACUGUCACCUACGAACCGUCCGCUGCUGCAACUUCCGUCGCUGCUGAGGUCAAGGCGUCCGGUGUCAGCUCUGCUGGCCUCAAGGCUCGCGCAGCUGUUACUUGCAAGCCUCAACCUACUGGUGCUGGCCCAGUCCCUACACCUGAUACUCCUGAAGCUUUCCUGGCCUACAAUGACUUCUCGGCCACUGCCAACAGGGCCAAAACCCCAUCGGGCUACUACAACACCUUCACCGACCUGCAGGCCUCAAACAAUGCUUACGGGCAAAGCAGAUACAUGGGAUACACUGUGCUCAACGAGUAUUCGACACAGACCUGUGCUGAUAAGUGCGAUGCUAUCAAGGGCUGUGCUGCCUUCAACAUCUACUUUGAGCGCGACCCAACUGUCAACCCCAAUGAUGCCUCUUGUGCAAACCCAAGCAGCACCACCAACAUCAAGUGUGUCUUCUGGGGAGGUCCCGUCACUGCCGACAAUGCAAAGAACAAUGGCCAAUGGCGCAAAGACUUCCACGUAGUCAUUGCUGGUUCCAACGGCUACGUGUCUAACAAGAUCGUUACUCCUCCUGGCUGCUCUACUCCCAUCUACCUUGGUGAUGCCGCCAUCAAUGCUCCCUUCGACUGCAACGGCAACGAUACCUACCUCGGCGUCCGCAUCUUCCAAUCAGGACCCUUUGACAUUUCCAAGUGUGCCGCUGCUUGCACUGCUCAAGCCGACUACGCUAGAGCCCACCCUCCAUCCAACGGCGGCGACAUCAAGACUUGCCAGUUCUACAACACUUACAUGUUGAUGAAGAACGGCGAGCCCGUUGGUCAGUAUUGUGCUCUCUACGACAACAGCUGGCCUCAGAAGUAUGCCACCAACUUCGGCCAGUACCGUGGUUCUGACAAGUACACCAUUGAGUGGUCGUACAUUUCGUCUAACGCUACCAACCCUGCUCCUGCGUGCCAGCCCAAGGCUUGA
Molecule: messenger RNA, 1092 nt
Organism: Aureobasidium melanogenum CBS 110374
Lineage: Eukaryota; Fungi; Ascomycota; Dothideomycetes; Dothideales; Saccotheciaceae
Exons: 5
Coding region: 1-1092 (363 amino acids)
Source: RefSeq, a predicted model, not a curated record